AUGGCGGGCGCGAAGGCGGAUGUAGACGCGGAAACGGGAGACGGGGGCGGGGCCGGGGCCGGGGCCGGCGGUGGCGGCAGCGGCGGCUCCUUCAGCGAGCAGAGGCUGAUUGAUAAGCUCAACAGGCUCAACAACUCAGCCACUAGCAUUCAAACACUUUCACAAUGGUGCAUUUUUCACCGCAAGAGGGCCAAAAGGGUUGUGGACACAUGGGAAAAGCAGUUUACUAUUGCAAGGGAGGAUAAGAAAAUAUCAUUCCUAUAUCUAUCAAAUGAUAUCCUGCAAAACAGCAAACGUAAGGGAGCAGACUAUGUGGAUGAAUUCUGGAGGGUUUUACCUAGAUCAAUGAAGCAUGUCUAUGAAAAGGGGGGAGAAGAAGGGAAGAAGCAGGUGGCGAGAUUGAUGUUAAUCUGGGAUGAUCGUAAAGUUUUUGGGACCCGUAUUGAAAGUAUGAAAAAUGACAUUCUUGGUGACAACCCUCCUAACAAUGGGAAUAGUUUAAAUCCUAGCUCUAAUCCCACUUCAAAUUCCAAAGCUGCACGGAAGGAUUCCGGUACAAUAGUAAAAAAACUCACUGUUGGCGGGAUGCCUGAAAAAAUUGUGUCUGCAUACCAAUCAGUGCUUGAUCAACAUUUUGACGAAGACACAGCUUUAAACAAAUGUAAGACUACUGUGGGCCUUUUGGAGAGGAUAAAUAAAGAUAUUAACGAUGCUAGCAUCAACGGUAAUCAGCCAGCAUCGUCAUUGAUCUCUGACCUGCAAGAACAGGAAAUGACCCUAAAACAGUGCAUCGAACAACUUGAAAGUGUAGAUAUGGCAAGGGUAUCCCUGAUCAAUCAAUUGAAACAAGCUCUCAGCGAACAGGAGUCGAAGUCAGUAGUUCUUCGCGGUCAAUUGCAAGUUGCUCAAGCAGAGGCUCAACGUGUCAUCCAACUUAGAGAACAACUGGGCCAUGCCCUUGUCACGAGCUUUACACAAUCUACUUCUAGUCCGCUCAUGAUUACUCCACCAGAGCAAACUUCGGCUAUAAUGCAGGGUUCAGGAGUAAGAUCGACACCUCCCCAGUCACAACCACUGAAUCCUGCAACUUCACUUCCCCCUACAGUCAGUGCAGUGGGUGAUGAGUCCAAGAGAACGGCAGCAGCUAUGGCAGAUAAGCUUGCAUCUUUGUCAGCACCUGUGCAGGUGCUGACCUCCAUUUUGUCAUCUUUUGCUGCUGAGCAAGCUGCUUCCAUAAAUGGCGGAUCGCCUUCUGGAGAAUUCUCUGGAGGACCACCAGGUUUCCAGAUUGAUAAGAGGCCUAGGCUUGAGAAAACAGGGCAGGCUGCUGACAUGGGUGCACCUCCCUUUUUUGGGCAAGCGCCACAGGUGCAACAACAGAUUGGAGCAGUGCCUACUUCUCUUGGAGGCACGCAUCCACCAACUCCAGGCCCAUUCCCACCACCUCCACCGCCAUUGCCUUCUCUAUUGCCACCGCACCUGCAACAAUUUGGUCAAAAUACUGGAGGAAUGAUUGGGAUGGGAGGACCUUUCGGGAUGAUGACUGGCUCUAUACCACUUCCGCCUCCAUUGACCAACAUUCUGCCGGCAGGUUUUCCGGGACCAAGUGGGCCACCUCCUCCACCUCCACUUCCACCAGCUCAGAGUCAGCCCCAGCCCCAGCAGCAGCAGCAGUCUCCUCAGGCGCCACAGCAAUCACCAACAUCAGCUGGAUUCUUUCAAUCAUCAGGCAUGGGGUUCUUUCCGCCUGUGCAGGUGCAGCAAUCUCCGUCUGCCCAACGACAGUGA
Molecule: messenger RNA, 1788 nt
Organism: Miscanthus lutarioriparius
Lineage: Eukaryota; Viridiplantae; Streptophyta; Magnoliopsida; Poales; Poaceae
Source: the annotation of a GenBank genome assembly